AUGGUCCAGAGAGUACUGGUAAAACUCGAUGUAAUGAAGGGAUAUGAGAAGAAAAUACUUAGCAAAUAUGAGCUAAUUGAGUGCCGAAAGCUGGGGAGAAUACAGGUAAACCCGUGUGUGAGAACUCCACUGACAUUUGACUUGAAUCUGAAUUAUGAAUUAUCUCGGCCUGCAAAAUCAAGUAUUUCUGGAACUCCAUCCGCUCAGCAUGUUAUUCAAGAUGAUCAGAGCGCAGUCCAGCAGUCACAAAGGCCCCAGUCUCAGUCAACACAAAAGAAGGAUCACUCUGGAAAACCUGUUGUGAGGCUAUUUAGUGCUCCAAGCUACCUGAAACGUAAUCAGAGAGUGAACAUGGAGGCUCUAGAUGGAGGUUUCACGCUCCUGAAACUAAAACAAAGGCUUAAACCUGCUCAUUCCGCCACAGAAGUUCAGAAAAGACCUGGGAGAGAGUCAGAGGCUGAAAGGAAAUCUCUGAGUGGCAUGGAUGAUUAUCACAGGAGUGUAUUUACAGGAGCCAGUCGUGAGGAUGGACGGACAACUGCUGCUGUGAGAAAAGGUGUUUAUGAUGAUGCCAAACAUGGAGUUGAUCAGGAACUGAAGAGAAGGGGUAAAGUCAAAUCCUGUACAAAUGUCCAUUUGUUACAAGAUAACCUGAACAAAAGAGACACUCUUUGGAAAUAUGACUUAACCAAUGAGGAAAAAAAUAUUAAGACCCACUUUGAGGAUGCAGAACUGAAAAAGGAGAAGGUUUCUGUACCUCUCUGCAUUGAGGAUGAAAUAGAAAAACCAAAUGCCAAAGUGAUCAGAGCUGGCAGUUCAAGGCCAAAAUGUGACGGUUUACCGAAGUCAAGUGAAUCAUAUCCCGUCUAUUGCCACAAUGAAGGAUAUGUAAAGAAGCAUGCAUUGAAUACAUGUCUUUCUAUGUAUGGGGAUGGAGCAUUUUAUGGUGUGAAUAGGAGUGGUGAAAUAUGCAUGCAGCUAAACCCGGUCCUACGAAAUAACUAUAAAGAAUCCAUUGCAAUCACCAGAAGUAAACAAAAUUCUCCCCCGAAUGAAACUACAAAGAGGAAGAAAAAGCCAGCCCUGUCUGGGAAACCAAAGCGCAUUGCUGUUCAGAUUUUAUCUGUGAAGAAAGCACCAUGUGAUGAUAUCUUCACAAGUUCUCAGAAAGAGAUUGUUCAGAAGAUGAGUGGAAGUGUCACAAAAACUUUCAGCAGAAAUAUGGUCCCUGAAAGGAGUAUUCCAACAAAUUUGCCUCAGCAUCAGAAAGAAAGCCUUAUGGUAUGUGGAGAGAAUCCAUUGCUGGCCAUAUACCGUACUAUUUCAUCUAGAAGCCUGAUUUCAGGAAUAAAAUCCCAACUUCCAGAUUUUUUUGAGAAGGAGUUAGCUUCCGCCGAAGAACCCCGUAAGAAGGAUAGAGUGCUUUUUGUGGACUACAUCCCCAUCUCAAAGCCAAUUCCAGUUCCAAGAUCUGGAAAUAAACUCGCAAACCACCACAAAUCCGUCCCUUCAGCUCGCAGUUCAUGCUCAUCUCAUGGUUAUGCUAAAAUCAUAUCAGUGGAAAGCAGCAAGUCUGAAGUGAAGUACCAGGAUAAUUCACACCAGAAACCUUUUCUGGAUGAAAACAGGGCAAGCAACAUGGAAGUCUCAGCCCAGUCCCCAACCCAAGAAGACAGUGAGAGGUUAAUUGGGCCAACAUCAUCACUAUCACUAAGGAGCUUUCAGGAAGAAGUAAAUAGUAGCCUUGAGCCCCAGAAAUCAGAAUUGGCCACACAUUCAGAAGACCAAUACGCUGGGUCUGCACACACUCCAGUUAUAAGCAUACCAACAGCAGAAUUCGAUGCCUCCGAAUCCCAUAGGGAUCAGAGCAUGCAGAACCUGUUACCUGUGGGUAAUGAAAAGUAG
Messenger RNA from Zootoca vivipara (common lizard), 1905 nucleotides. RefSeq names its product chromosome 7 C1orf141 homolog (gene C7H1orf141). The record is from RefSeq and is a predicted model, not a curated record. Lineage: Eukaryota; Metazoa; Chordata; Lepidosauria; Squamata; Lacertidae.